AUGAUAUAUUUUAAAUAUUAUUAGGUUAGACUAGUUGUUUUUUCUUUUCUAGUUGUUUUUUUUCUUUCUUCUAUUCAAAUCUCACAGGCAGGAGGAAAAUUUGAACGGAAUGCCAUUUCACAAACAGCCGACAACUAAGUUCGUCAAAUUCAAGUACAACCACAUCGUUAAGUUCAGGGACAAGCCACCCGGACUCAAUUAUGCUUACGAGCUCGAUGAUUCAUAUCAAGAGCCGAUCGUCAAGAUUUUCCAACAGCUAUGGGGUGGGCUGAGAGGGAAACUGAAGCCGGCUCAUUACUACAAAGAGUUCUUCGAAGAGGACGACUACAAGAUGCUCCGCUGCGAGCAGAACUGCUUUGAGAUAAUCAACUCGACAAGAAAACGCUACGCCAUCAAUAACAAAAGAGCUCAUUUACGGUUUUCGGAAGGCAAUAAACGCCUCGCUUAUUUACCACUUCUUUACAAGCCGAUGCACCUUGCGAGCAAAUACUGCACGUUGAUGUGGCACGUACAGACAAACUUUGCCAAAACAGACCAGUGUUUUACGCAUGAAGUGAAAAAGGCACUUGACAGAGUCAUCUACAAACUUGACACGAGCAAUUUUCAAACAAACUCUUUAGUCUUGUCACCGCUCGUUCUCAACUUCAAAUAUCUCGAUGCACAGAUCAAACACCAGCUUUGCCUUGCUUUGGCCCACGUUGUAAAAAAUCAGACAAAUUUGAAGCAUGUUGUUUUGGAAAAUUCUCAGAUGAAUUUGUCAGAAGGGAUAAGACUUCUCCUCCUCCUUGCAUUAGGCGCGGGCCAUUCGCUCAAAACACUCAAUUUAUGGUAUUACUUCAAAAAUGGGCUACUUCCAAUCCCUGAAAAGGGUCAAACAUUUUCUGAAUACGAUCACUUCAAGUAUAGCAGAGAAGAAGACCUGAGACCGUCGGAGUCAUCUAGGGAAUUUAUCUGGCAUCACAGAGUCAUCAAUGCUGACUUACAAGACAUCCCGUCUUCAAAAAUAUGCGAAUAUUUCAAGAUCAGCCUAGGCCUUUUAGAAAACCUCACCGUCCUUUGGAUCCACUACGCCUGGCUUGCUGGAAGCCAAGGUCGGACUUUAUGCCAGCUUGGCUGUAUAAAAUUCAAAACUUUAAAAAGUCUCCAUCUCCUUUAUAAUGACUUGGAGACGACAGAUAUAAUAAAACAGAAGAUAUCGAGAGCAGCUUGGAAAUACGUCGAGAGCAAGGUCCCAAGGCUUGAAGUCUCUCUCACACUCGUUAAUAUAUAUCACUACAACGAUGUCAAAUCAGUUCUAAUGGACAACAUACCACUUGUCGAGUUUAACAUGACAGGAGGAAUGAUAUUCAGGGAGCUGGCAAAUUACAAGCCUCCCUGGCUCGACUGUAUUUUCAGGAUGCUGGUCUUCUUUUACUCAAAGACGCUGAAAAGGAUCAGCAUUGAGAAUUGGCAUCCGCAUCAGCUUAUGGACGUGAGUAUUGGAAAGCUCCUGACAAAAAUCCCAUCGCUUGAAGAAUUCGAGUACCAAGGACAGCUGGACAAAUGUGACACGGUCAAUAAAAUAUGCCAAUACCUCAUGGAACACAAAACGAGGAUUAAAAGGGUUCACUUGUUGAUCCAGUAUGACCCUUGCUUUCCAAGGCCGUGGGAAGAAUUUGUUUCGAAAAUGAACAAUAGGUACAAGGAUUAUUUGAGCACUCUGGGUAUUGAUUUUGUACUCAAACUUUACAAAUCUUAAAUAUAACAAAAAAAAAAUUGAAAAAUUAAAAUAAAAAGCAUUUUAUUUAUAACAAAUUUUAACAUUCUAACAAAACUUUAGUAUCAGUAUGUGCCAUGAAAGAUUUAAAGAAUGAAUGACAUUUGUGGAGAGCCUUUAGUUUGGCCAUUUUUGAUCGUUUUUGGCCCCGUUAGUCUCACUGUUUUGGUCUGUCAGAUGGUAAUGUGCAGGUCGAGGCAAGAUUUUUUUCCAGGUUUUUAUGGAAAGAAGGUUGAGAAGAAAAAUUUGUGUCACGAGCUACACAUGGGAGACACAGCUUUAUGCCAGGCAAUAAAAUUUUCUUGUCAAACUGCACAUCCACUUCUACAACUAUUUCCAUGGUGGAUUUCGUAACUGCUCUAGUUCAUAUGGAAUGAGCCAAGGCUGGAAAAAAUUGUAUAAUGGCAAACGUCAAGGUUAUAAACAGGUCA
Cimex lectularius (bed bug) is the source of this 2187-nucleotide messenger RNA. RefSeq lists its product as uncharacterized. Lineage: Eukaryota; Metazoa; Arthropoda; Insecta; Hemiptera; Cimicidae. The record is from RefSeq and is a predicted model, not a curated record. Bases 110 to 1738 code for a protein of 542 amino acids. The transcript is spliced from 10 exons.